This is a messenger RNA of Colletotrichum fioriniae, 696 nucleotides long. RefSeq lists its product as uncharacterized. Lineage: Eukaryota; Fungi; Ascomycota; Sordariomycetes; Glomerellales; Glomerellaceae. The record is from RefSeq and is a predicted model, not a curated record.
AUGCCCGAAAAGCUUAUCUUGUUCGAUAUCCCCGAUCGGAACGGGACCUCUCGACUGACCCUCAACUACAAAGGCAUCGACUACAAGACGGAAUGGCUCGAGUAUCCCGACAUCGAGCCUAGGCUCAAGCCAACCGGCUUGGAAGGUGACCCGAACCAGAUCAAGCCUUACACGUGUCCCACUGUGCAAUUCCCUGAUGGCACAUACAUCAUGAACAGCGCCAAGAUCAUCAAGCGCAUCGAGACAGACUACCCUGAGCCGCCGCUCUACAUUGACUCAGAGGUGCUCCAGCCCAUGUACGAUCUUCUUAGCAAGACCUUUGGAGCUCUUGUUGCUGUCCUCUUGCCCAAUGUCCCCCGUAAAAUGUUGGGCGAGUAUAGCGCGGAGUACUUCCAUCGAACUAGGGCGGAGAUGUUUGGGGUCUCGCUGGAUGAGCUUGAGAAAACCAAGGGAGGGGAUGAAGCCUGGGCGAAUGCCAAAGAGCCACUGGAGGAGCUCGCGAAUCUUCUAAAUAAGACGGAUGGCCCGUACUUCCUCGGUAACAAGGUAUCUUACACGGACUUCGUCUUCGUUGGAUUUCUAUACUUUGUCAAGCGAGCUGGCGAGGAACAUUAUCAACGUGUCGUGCAACAUUCUGAGUCUUUUGACAAGAUUUACAAGGCUUGCGAGAAGUGGUUGGGGCGCAAUGACCAUUGA